This is a messenger RNA of Varroa destructor (honeybee mite), 1730 nucleotides long. It is a transcript of the gene Gas41, whose product is annotated as YEATS domain-containing protein 4 Gas41. NCBI's taxonomy places the organism in Eukaryota, Metazoa, Arthropoda, Arachnida, Mesostigmata, Varroidae. Gene Ontology annotation, biological process: regulation of DNA-templated transcription. The record is from RefSeq and is a predicted model, not a curated record.
AGAAAUUUAUAAGCCGGAAAACAUUUAAGCGUAGGGCUACACAAGUUUGGAGCUUGACAAACUCACUUCUAAGUUACAGGUGGGGGUUUGGCUAACACAAUAAAUGGUUUUAAUUGAUAUAUAUUUAUUAUCGAAAUCAAUUUAAACUCCGGGAUUUUUAUGCAGUCUCUGAGAUUACCUACAAUAUAUUCUACCGAGUAGUCUGUUUUAUACGUUGUACAAUAUCACAAAAUGCUGUAAAAAUAGAUAACCAAUUAAGUUAUUCAACUUUUAAAUUACGCGCUGAAUUUCCGUACGCUUUUGCAACAAAGAAGGGUUAAUAUUAUUUUCAUGCUACUAUAGCAUCGAAAUGUGCAGUAGCUUUUGCUAAAGAAUGGAAAAAGUUUGCGAAACUAUACAUCUAAAAGUGCCAUUUCUCCAACGUAUUGGAUAUCGAAUCACAUUGAACGUAUGCAUUCAGGUGCUGCCGAUGCUUCUCCAGCUGCCGCUGCCCUUUCGCCUUCCCUCAAACACUACGUACUACGCAGAGACAAUGGCGAAGAUACUACCGCCGCAGGUUGUCGAGGAAAGUUCAUUGCAAGCGGGCCGUGUUAAAGCAUCUACAAUCAUUAAACCGAUCGUCUACGGAAACGUCGCCAGGUAUUUUGGCAAGAAACGUGAGGAAGAUGGCCACACUCACCAAUGGACAGUUUACUUGAAACCUCUGCUGAAUGAAGAUAUGUCUACCUGGAUUAAAAAGGUUCACUUCAAACUACACGAGAGCUAUGAAAACCAGAAUCGAAUAAUAUUGGUCCCGCCUUAUGAGGUCACCGAAACAGGAUGGGGAGAAUUCGAAAUUGUCAUUAAGGUUUACUUCCACGAUCCUAAUGAACGUCCUGUCACCCUAUAUCACGUCCUGAAGCUUUUUCAAACAGCCAAUUCCUCCGAUGGUUCCUCGGGACCCCCACAACCGUGUCCUUCACGAAAAGCUCUUGUAGCAGAAACGUAUGAUGAGAUCAUUUUUUCUGAACCAACACUUCAUAUGCAUCAAUUGCUUACUCAGCCACCUCUGCCAGUCGUCCCGGGUCCGUGGCGCCAUGAGACAGACAUCGAGGCAAAGCAUAAGAAGAGUCUUGAACAGAUACUUGCGGCAAAACAGAAGAUCCGUAAAGAAAUUUCCGAAUUAAAGGAAAAAAUCAAAUCGACCCGUGAGACCAUUGAUAUGUUUAAACAGCAGAUGGGGCAACACGAGCCUGCACAAUCGUAGCAUAGGGAUCUACAACAACUAACUAGAAAAAGGCCGAAACAGAUGAUCAUCUGACAAACUUGGCAGCUGCAACGGGAAUGCCGACUUCAUAACUACGUGACUCAUGAACUUAUUACGUGACACAUGCAGCCCUGUCACUGUACCUGGUGAUAAAGAGGGCAGCAUACCUUGUAAAUAAAACGACAUAAAAUAUAUGGGAUGAAUUAGAAAAACAGCGAUUGUAAUACUGAUUUAUAUUAAGGGGAUCCGUGCCUCAUAUGACUCUAAUAAAUACAUCAACCAUAUCAUGUAUUUUUAUUACUUAUCGGACGAGCUAAUUCUAGACGCUAGUACCAGCAAGAUACUUGUAGCAAAACGUCCACCCAUUGAUAUAAGACACAAAGUAAAAAUAUGAAAAAAGUACAAUAAGAAAAAAGCGUUACUACCGUCGUUAUAAACUGAUUGUACUAACCAUGACUCACAAAUAAAUGGGACUUUACACUCA